Messenger RNA from Asterias rubens (European starfish), 1861 nucleotides. RefSeq names its product major facilitator superfamily domain-containing protein 12-like. NCBI's taxonomy places the organism in Eukaryota, Metazoa, Echinodermata, Asteroidea, Forcipulatida, Asteriidae. Bases 185 to 1738 code for a protein of 517 amino acids. The transcript is spliced from 12 exons. Gene Ontology annotation, molecular function: symporter activity. Gene Ontology annotation, biological process: carbohydrate transport. Gene Ontology annotation, cellular component: membrane. The record is from RefSeq and is a predicted model, not a curated record.
GUGUGUGGCAGCGUCAAAAUAGUUCGACGUUGAUUUUGUGGUGGUUUGAAACUGGUAUAAAGUUCGAACACUGAGAUUUUGUUGCUGUCUGUAGUGUGAACCGUGUAAAGAUGGUCAUCGAGAAGUAACAUUUGGUACAAAAAAAAAGUUAAAAAAAUUUUUGAACAAUAAAUAAACAUCCAAGAUGUCAGAUAGUGAUGAAGAACAACGGGAGGCAGUCCGAACCGAACCACAAAUAGAGUAUGUCUUAAGUCUACCUCGACGGUAUGCAUACGGUGUCGGCCACGUUCUCAACGAUCUAUGUGCUUCAAUGUGGUUCAGCUACUUGCUCAUUUUCUAUCACAAAGUUCUUCUUUUUAACAAUAUUUACGCUGGAUACUUAAUGCUGAUUGGUCAGGUUAGUGAUGCCUUGUGCACACCCCUCAUUGGCUACGAGUCUGAUCAAUCGCUGGCAUGUCGAUACGGGAAACGGAAGUCAUGGCACCUUUUAGGUACGAUAUGUGUGAUGAGCACUUUUGUGUUCAUCUUCAGUCCAGUCAUCGGUGUUGACGACGCCUCUCAGUGGGCUAAGAUUAUCUACUUCGCCCCGUUCAUUAUCAUCUUCCAGUUUGGAUGGGCGUCAACCCAGAUAUCUCAUUUAUCUCUUAUACCCGAGCUUACCCCUCUGGAUGCUGAGCGAGUAGCACUCAACGCCAUAAGGUAUACAUUUACAGUUCUUUCCAAUAUCUGUGUCUUCGCAAUCUGCUGGGUACUGUUGGAUGCAACGGGAACUUCAGCUCUCACCCCCGCUGAUAUACCACAGUUCAGGUACCUUGCGAUUAUUGUUGUUGGAACUGGCGCUGUAUUCUCCUUAAUCUUCCACUGUGGGACUAAAGAACCCUUAAAGUCGAGGACACAAGAUUUGCCUUGUUGCAUCAAGAACAGGAAGAAAUACCUUAAUCUUGACGAACAAUGCAAGAUGACAUGGAAAGAUUGGCUGUUUGAAUCACAGUUUUAUCAGGUUGCAUUGAUAUACAUGUGCAGUCGUUUGAUGGUCAACAUCUCCCAAGUUUAUAUUCCCAUGUACAUAACAGAGACAUUAAAACUAUCUAAGACAUCUAUUGCAAUUGUACCAUUGGUGAUGUACGUCAGUGGAUUCAUCUCUUCGUUCCUCGUCAGUUUAGUAAAUAAAAAGCUCGGACGAAAGUUGACAUAUUUCUUGAGCGUUUUAGUGUUCUCUGGAGGCUGUACUUGGCUGUGGUUUCCAGACAUCGAUACACAAGUCUACGGUGCUGCAGUACUCAUAGGUGCCGGAGGCUCCACAUUACUUGUAACAUCUCUUGCGUUAACAUCAGAUCUCAUUGCACAUAACACCGAAUCUGGAGCAUUUGUGUAUGGAGCGAUGAGCUUCACUGACAAGCUGUCGAAUGGAGUCGCUGUGAUGAUUAUUCAGUACUUACAUCCUUGUGUGAAUUGUUGUCCAGCGUGUGUUUGGUUCUACCGGGAUGUCCAGGUCUUUGUUCCGGGUGGGGCUGCCGUUCUUUCCCUAAUAGUACUUCUAACUCUUAUCCCUGUAACGGUUGGCGUUCGGAAGAAUCCACCCCGUUCGUUCACCACAAACAGUAUCGAAAGUGAGAGUGAGUACUGCUCAGAACAAUGUGGUGAAUGCAAAAGACUGUUUCCUAUUGACAAGGAAGAGCAAACGUCAAUCAACGGCUAUGGGAGUACAAGAAGUAAGCACACAGGCAGCUCUUCCUAAAGAUGUGAACUUAAACAGCGAUGUACUCCGCUAGUCUUGGACUUAUGAUCGUUUUUUAAAGGCAGUGGACACUAUUGGUAAUUAAUCCAAUUAAUUAUUAGCAUAAAAUUGUUCUAGGUGAUG